Molecule: messenger RNA, 2173 nt
Organism: Parasteatoda tepidariorum (common house spider)
Lineage: Eukaryota; Metazoa; Arthropoda; Arachnida; Araneae; Theridiidae
Source: RefSeq, a predicted model, not a curated record
ACAUACCAGACCUAUCUGAUUUAAACAGAGAUAUUCCAGAACUAUAAAUCCUUCUGAAAAUCUUUGUAAAUAUAAUAAUAUUAUUCCAUAAUCUUCCAAUUAUUCUUUUCAUUUUAAUGUAUUAUGUUUUUUUUUGUUUAUUUCUCGAUUAAUGUGCUCAUUUUCUUACGUUAGUGGAAUAAGAGGUUCUAAGUUGACUAAAAGGACAGUACUCAAAAACCAAAAAAGACUCUGAAAAAACUUUUAGAAUUUUAGUAAGUUACUUCCUUUCUACUCAAUGAAGAAAUAAUGCUGUGGAAAUAUGAUCCUCGAGUAAAACAUUUGCUUUCAAAAGUUAAUCUCUUAUAAAUUUGAAUAUCACUUAUAUAUUUGAAUAUAAAUUGGAUUAAUAAUUAUAAAUUUGUUGUGAGUAGAAAAAUGGUAAUUGUCUCAAUGCUGGAAAGAAAUCUUAAUCAUAUUAUGCAUAUGAAAAGUCUUUUAUAAAACAUCGUAUAUAAUAUGCACUCCGCUUCAAGCUGCAUUGUUCAUGCAGUGCAGGUUGACAAACGUUAAUUCGAAAAUUAGUUUUAAAAAAAUAGUUGAUCUUUAUUUUAAGGUUAUUCUUAUUCACGUAGUGUGGAUGUCAUGUCUGCCUUAUUUAUGCAGUGUAUGUGACAGAACAUUUAUAUAGAUCAGUAAUAUGAAUAAGUUUCUUGUUCUUAUUGGAUAAAAAAACAACUUAUACUUGCAGUAUGUGUGAUAACUCUUUUACAAACAGAAAUUUAACUGAACACUCUGUUGUUCAUAGUGGGGAGAAACCUUAUUCAUGCAGUGUUUGUGGUAAAAAUGAAAUCUGUGGGUGUGAUAAACACAAGUCACUGGAAUCUAGUUUAAAGAAACACUGUCCUGUUGAUAAUGUAAGGCCUUACUCGUGUGUUGUAUGUGAUAAAGCAUUCUCGAAGAAAAAUAAUUUAAUUCAACACUCUCUAAUACAUACUGGAGAGAAACCUUAUUCAUGUGAUGUUUGUGAUAAAUCUUUCACACAAAAAAGAAGCUUAAAAGAACACUCGAUAGUUCAUACAGGAGAGAAGCUUUUUCCAUGCAGUGAAUGUGACAAAUCAUUCUCAUGGAAAACUAAUUUAACUCGGCACUCUCUUGUUCAUACUGGAGAAAAACCUUAUUCAUGUGGUGUGUGUGAUAAAUCUUUUAAAUGUAAAAAAAGUUUAAACGAACAUUCUUUUGUUCAUACGGGGGAGAAACCUUAUUUAUGUGGUGUCUGUCAUAAAUCUUUUAGAUAUAAAAGAAAUUUAAGUGAACACUCUCUUGUUCAUACUGGAGAGAAACCUUAUUCAUGUAGUGUAUGUAAUAAAUCUUUCACGAUGAGAAAAAUUUUAAAUGAACACUCUCUUAUUCAUAGAGAAGAGAAACUUUAUUCAUGCAUUGUGUGUGAUAAAAGUUUUGCCCAGAAAUCUAUUUUAAAUCACCACUCUAUUAUUCAUACUGGUGAAAAACCUUAUUCAUGCAGUGUGUGUGAUAAACGUUUUGCACAUAAAUCUAGUUUAAAUAACCAUUCGAUUGUUCAUACUGGUGAAAGACUUUAUUCAUGCAAUGUAUGUGAUAAAACAUUCACACAGAAAGGAAAUUUAAAAGUUCACUCUCUUGUUCAUAGUGGAGAAAAACCAUUCUCAUGCGAUGUAUGUGGUAAAACUUUUGCUCAGAAAGGAAGCUUAAAGAUACACUGUCUUGUUCAUACUGGUGAAAAACCUUAUUCAUGUGAUGUAUGUGAUAAAAAGUUUGCACAGAAAGGAAGUUUAAAGAUACACUAUCUUGUUCACAGUAGAGAGAAACCUUAUUCAUGCAGUGCAUAAACAAAUAAAUUCACAAGAAAAACAUAUUCAAAUAGUCUUGUCCAUUACUACACUUAGUAUGUGUGAUGAAUUUUAUGCAAAUAAGCAGUUUAAAUUAGUAUUUAGUUGUUUAUAUUGGAGGAUAUUAAUGUGAUUAACCUUGGAAGAAACUCUUUUUUUUAAAAAAACAAAUGAAUAAAUAAAAUAAUAAUAAUAAAACAACUAUUAUAUCAAAAUAUUUAAAUGAAGAGUUUAUAAUUGCAAUCUGAUUAAUUUACAGGCUAUUUAAUAUAUAAUUUUUAAAUAUAAAUGAAAACUAAAAGCAGGGGUCUGUCUAGGUUUUUCUG